UAAAAUAUGCAGAAAUUAAAUCAGUUUUAUUUGUGCCCUGUACACCAAACGACUGGUAUAUUUUUUCUGAAGAAGUCUUGAACAAAAUGGCGAAUAAGAUCAUAUUUAGUGGACUCAUCGUCGCUCUGCUCCAAGUGGCGAGCGCAGAGGAAGCUAAUCCCGAGCCCUAUAUGAAUGAUGCUCCUUUAACAAUAUACGUGGAUGCCGGGAAGGAAAUAGACCAAUUUCUUAGCUUAGCGAAAUCAAUCGACGGAAAGCUAAGUGUUUUAGGGGAUGCACUGGAAAGUAUUACUCAAAAGGUGUCUAAAUUGGAAAGGAGAGAAUUAAGAAACCAGCAGACAAGACGGAUGUUGGUGGAAGUCAAAGCAACCGCGGAGAGGAUGUCAGCGGAAGUCAAAGCAACCGAGGAACGGUGUACUCAAAAAGUAUCUGAAUUGGAAAGGAAAUUAGAAGACUUAAUAAACCCGCAGACAAAAAGUUCAGCAGUUGCCACUCGUCCCAAACGUCGCGCAGAGCUUGCUUGCGAGAAAACACAUGGCUUACGAUCAGCUGGAAUACGCAAUAAUACUAUACCUUACAUAAUUAAUUUUGUUGACGAUUAUGCAGAUAGUAGAAAUCGUGAUGGCGUUUUGAUCGAGAAACGUUUUGUGUUAAUAAUUGCAAUGCGCUGGUCAUUCUUACAUUCCAAUAUCAAAAAACUCAAAUUUUCGUUCUCAAAUAGGAUAGUAUCCAAGAGAAUAAAGAAAGUACAUACCGUAGGAGAGUAUUUCCUUGAUUCUAUUAUUUUGGUUGAACUGGAUAGUGAUGUGGACUACAAUAACUGGUUGUAUCCUACUUGUUUAUACACUUCAGAAUUGAAUCCGAAAAGUGGUCUCAUAAAUGAUGGCAAAACAAUUCAGAUUGUGAAGGAUUCUAAAUGCUACAUACCGUAUUCUAAGAAGCUGUCCCCUUCUGAAAUAUGUGUAUAUGGCGGUUGCAGUUUUACUGAUAACCUAGUAUUCCUUGUAGAGGAGGAAACAACACCUCAGCUGUUUGGAUUUGUACAUUGCAAUGACUAUUUUGAAUACCAAACGUUAUAUAAAGUGUUUCCUAACUUGGACUUUAUAGAGAACAUUGUCUGGCCGAAGAAUGGAAACUGAAUUUUGAAUGUAGACAAUAAAUUUUUAUGGUUUUACUCACCAUAUUUAUAAACAUGUAAA
Messenger RNA from Bactrocera dorsalis (oriental fruit fly), 1199 nucleotides. RefSeq lists its product as uncharacterized. The record is from RefSeq and is a predicted model, not a curated record. The transcript has 9 exons. Lineage: Eukaryota; Metazoa; Arthropoda; Insecta; Diptera; Tephritidae. The coding region runs from base 87 to 1139 and encodes 350 amino acids.